CGGCGCCGCGGAGCCAUGGCCCUGCAGCCGCCGGCCCCCGCCCUCAGGGCGGGCUCGGCCCCGGCGCUGUACAUCCACAGCAUGCCCGCCUGGGUGCUGGAGGACUUCUGCCAGAAGAUGGACUGCUUGAGCGACUACGACUGGAUGCGGUUCGCCUCCUAUGUGAUCACUGAUCAGACAGAGCUACGGAAAAUCAAGUGCAUGGAGAAGACAGGGAUUAGCAUCACGAGGGAGCUCAUGUGGUGGUGGGGAGUGAGGCUGGCAACAGUGCAGCAGCUCCUGGACCUGCUGCAAGGGCUGCAGCUUUACCGAGCGGCUCAGGUCAUCCUGGACUGGAUACCGGCCUCUAACAUCACCAGCCCUGAGAAAGAAGAGCCAGAGAUACCCAAACAGAUCCUCUCUGUACUUUCCACAGAAGGCAAAAGGAGAGAGAAAGAAAAUGCCAUAAGUUUGUUGCCGUCCCCAGACUCCUCACAGCUGGGAGCAGUCCCAGCAGGCAUUUCAGCUGCUGUUUCUGAAGGAGCCUUGUAUUCCCUCCCUGCUCCACCACCUCCCCCAAGAGACCUUUUGAAUUCCCUACAGUCCAAUUCUCCUGUUUUAUCGAGCGUGAAGCCUUGCAGCUCUUCUACUCCUCGGCAGGAGACAAUGGCUGAUCUCCCCAGCGGGAGUCUCCUGUGGACCCAGAGGGAAAUUGCUAAUGCCACAAACAGUUUCAGUGACAAGAACAGAAUCUGUGAAGGUACUUUUGCAGACAUCUACAAAGGUCAGAGGAACAACAUGGUGUUUGUCAUCAAACGACUCAAAGAGCUGGAAUGCACAAGUCCAAGUUCCACCCAGAGGUUCUUUCAUACAGAAGUGCAGAUUUGUUUUCGGUGUUGUCACAUAAACAUUCUGCAGCUGCUGGGGUUCUCAGUGGAAACUGGAUUGCACUGUCUGAUAUAUCCAUACUUGCCCAAUGGGUCCCUGCAAAACAAGCUUCAGUGCCACGAUGAUUCUGCUCCACUCACCUGGGAGAUGCGAAUUAGCAUUUCUAUAGGAGUUGUCAGAGCAGUGGAGUAUUUGCAUAAUUUUGGAAUUCUUCAUGGGAAUAUCAAGAGCUCAAAUGUCUUGUUGGAUGAAAACUUCACACCAAAGCUUGGGCAUUCUGGCCUACGUUUGCAUUCUUCUGAAAAAAAAUCAGAAUAUGCCAUGAUGAAAACCAAAGUCCUCCAGGCUUCUCUUACUUACCUGCCAGAAGAUUUUGUCAGACAUGGGCAGUUAACAGAAAAAGUGGAUAUAUUCAGCUGUGGUGUGGUCUUAGCAGAGAUACUGACUGGGAUUAAGGCACUGGAUGAAGACAGACACCCGAUUUACCUGAAAGAUAUGAUUGCCGACGAAAUUCAAGCAGCAAAAGAAAGCUCACGCUCCAAAGUUAACAAUUUGGAAAAACUGGCUGCCAAGGAAAUCUGCUGCAAAUACCUAGACAGAAAAGCAGGGCACUUGCUGGAGGAGGUGGCUCUUGAUUUUGCAUCAGCCAUCUGCCUUUGCCUGAAAAAGAAGAAUUCUAACAUAGCAGAGGUACUUGAAAUUAUGGAAAUGGCUGAAAACAAACUAAAAGAGCAUUACAUCUGUGGAAACAGCACUUCUGGAUUCUCCAUGAACACUCCAGAAGAAACUGAUGAUGAGACAGCCAGUCUGAGUGUGGAUGUGCCCUCUGCAGUGGGGAAUAAAGAGGAGAGCGCCCCGGCAGCAAUCCUGAGCAGUGGCAGCCCCUGUGUGCCUGUUGUGGGAGCUGGCGAUCCCAACACGUAUGGCAUCUACAUGUCACGGGUCCCUUGUGAAUCAGAUGAGUCCAGCAGUUUCACAUGGAACCCUCCAGAAAAGGGUAACUCCACCGAGGAGUUACCUAGCCACAGCUGUACCAAUGCAGAGAAAGUGUCAGCCUGUAAUGACAGGAUGAAGCAGGGAAAGCCUGCCCAUGGACUGCAGGAGGGAAGCCUGGCGUGUGCCACAGGCGAUGGCAUCCUGGAGGCAGCGGCUGCUGCACAGGACACCUUUCCACAGGAGAACACAGACCUGGACUCUUCGUCUGCUCCACAAGACAUAGCUGGAGAGACAUCUUGGAAAAUACAGAUAAAUGAUCAAAAAAAGAAGCUCAUGGAAAAUAUUUUGCUGUAUGAAGAAAACAAGUUAAACAGUUCUGAACUUUUUGAAUCAUAAAUUGGAUGGAUUUAUUAGCAGUGGCCAGCUCAGAAGAACUAAAGACUGUCUCCUCAUUAGAAAGAUGGUGAAAGUGUACCUUGCACAUAAGAUUAGGUAGCAGAUUUGGAUCAGGAACAUUAGCCCUGAGUGAAGGAAACAAGAAGUGCAACAUGGAGAAGCACCAGAAGAUACCUGUUGUGUAAGAGAUUAAAGCACAGUCCCACUCUGUACACAGAAAUGCCUUCUGCCUUUUCAUCUGCAAUGUGAAAAGGAAUGGCAAACACAAGUGCCAAAAUAAUUUCCCGUUCAUUUGCAGCGUGUUUCAGGAAGCAUCUGUUGAUCUCAUUAAACCUCAGCCCCAGGAGUUACAGAGCAAACCCUGACCCUUGGCCAGGCAGCAAUAGCAAUAGUCUGUAUUGUUUUCCCCCUCCCAUCCAGCAGACAGGGAUCCUCAGAGUCACUGGGGAGGUUUUCCAGUGACUCUCCUAUUCCAUGUAAUCUUAGUCCACGUACUCGGGACCACUGCAUUACCAGAGAGGGAUUUUUUAUGCAAGUUCUCAGAAUGUUGUACAUGGCUUCAUCUCGGUUUGAACUGCACUGACCACAGGUGUAAGUAGAUCACUUCAGCCACUUUCCCCUACCCUCUGAGCUUCUCUCCCAUAUACACAUGUGACACCACCCAAGUCCAACCUUUCAGUUCACUGUUGGGAGCUCUAAGAUUGUGUUUAAUACUUCAUAGGAGUAUUUUUGGGAAUUAUUUUUUUUCUAAGUGUCCUUUACAUGGUAUUGUUUCUCACUGUGUUUCACAUGGAAACUUGUAUAUUUUGGAUUAGGGAAAAUAUUUUAAUUUAAAAUAGCUUUGUAGGACACUUGAAACAUAAUUUGUUGUAUUUAUUUUGGCAAUGGGUCAAAUAUAAGCUAAUAAGGGGACUUGAUGAUCCCACACUCAGCAGGCAUUCUCCGAGAAAUCCUUCUGGGUGUCCCUUGGUUUAUCCAGCAGUAGGAGCCUUGGUCUCAGGCCCAGGAAUCACAUGCAACAGAAAAAAACAAAAAACCUUGUAUGCUGGUGUAUUUAUGAUCAAGUAAAGCCCCCUUAAGAAAGUAUCACUUCUGGUUUUUUUAUAUUUAUUUGUACUAUUGCUAGCAUAUUCCACUUGUGUGCAGUCUAGGGAAAAACAGGUUUAUCGUCAGAGAUCAGAGUAUGUAGCUCAGUUUACAAAUAGGUGAGCUGCCUCCUGAGCAAAGCCAACAGGGCCUGAUGUGCAGAAAUGGCUGCAUGUUGCAGUGCAGUUCAGGGAACAAAAAUAAAAUUAAUUUUAUACAAUUAUUUUCAGUGGAAUUGUGUGCUAGUAUAUACUCCUAGCUUUAGACAAAGGUCUCACACCUAUUUUUGUAGAGUACCUAGUUCAUUGUUUGUAUUAUUACUAGUAAGUAAAAGUUUCUCAAGUUAUUCUCUACACUAAAAACUGGUAAAGUUCCUUAAUUAUAAGUGCCUUGGAUACUGUCUUUGUAUUUAUUAGUGUCAGUUUUUAUUUUUUCACCAGAAUAAAAUCAAGAUAAGAUUAGUACUGACAUAAGAAACAUUGUAUACUCAGAUUGGUCAAUAACUGCUUAAUUCUACAGGAGAUUUAAUCGAGAUAACUUUAUGGCGCUGAAAAGGUAAUCUUCAUUGUUUUUCACGAGUAUGUUCUGGGAUACCCAUGGUAAAAUCCUCAUGUCUUUUCCAGAGAGGAAUGCACAUGGUUACACUGCAGAGCUGAAUGGGAAACCCGAGACUUUUAAACUGAGAAAUGUAGUUUGUGCACAAUUCUGCUUUAUGAAAGUGCUUUAGAGAUUUUGUUCUCCUGUAGUCACCAAAUUAAUUGUUAUUCUUUGUCUUGUACCCUGACAAUUUUAAAAUAUUCUGAGGUGAUUUGGGUA
Messenger RNA from Cinclus cinclus, 4101 nucleotides. It is a transcript of the gene IRAK2, whose product is annotated as interleukin 1 receptor associated kinase 2. Lineage: Eukaryota; Metazoa; Chordata; Aves; Passeriformes; Cinclidae. Gene Ontology annotation, molecular function: protein kinase activity; protein binding; ATP binding. Gene Ontology annotation, cellular component: plasma membrane. Gene Ontology annotation, biological process: signal transduction; protein phosphorylation. The record is from RefSeq and is a predicted model, not a curated record. The coding region runs from base 16 to 2199 and encodes 727 amino acids. The transcript is spliced from 13 exons.